CUUGAUGUGUUGUGCAUCUCUUUCUCUAUCAUUUAUUUUUUCUCUCUUUCCAGCGUGAGAGAGAGAAAAUUACCCAGAAAGAGUCACACGCUAGCUCCUUAAUCUGGAUCCUCUGGUGACCCUUUUCUUCCUUGUUUUUUCUUUAUUACCUCAACCCUCCUGACCCUUCUGCUCUUCCUUGCUCCUUUACAUCUUGAGGCCCUAUGGGUCCUCCUAGGCUUGCAUCUAUGGGACCUUUUGGAGGAAUAAUUCAAGAUGUCAAAGGAAGGGUUGAAUGUUAUAAACAUGAUUGGGCUAGUGCAAUCUGUUCUGGCAUUAGGAUAUUGGCUCCAACUUUCUACAUAUUUUUUGCGUCUGCUCUUCCUGUUAUUGCUUUUGGAGAGCAACUUAACAGGGAUACAGGCGGAAGCUUGAGCACAUUGGAAACUUUGGCAUCAACUGCCAUUUGUGGAAUAAUCCACUCAAUAUUUGGUGGUCAACCUUUGUUGAUUUUGGGAGUUGCUGAACCAACUGUUAUAAUGUACACUAUUCUUUAUGAGUUUUGCACAAAAACGCCAGAGUUAGGUGCCAAGAUGUUUCUGCCGUGGGCUGGUUGGGUUUGUGUGUGGACAUCAUUCCUGCUGAUUAUUCUUGCAAUUUUCAACGCAUGCACAAUCAUCACAAGGUUCACAAGAAUUGCAGAGGAAUUAUUUGGCAUGUUGAUUACUGUCCUUUUCUUUCAAGAGGCUAUAAAGGGAAUCAUAGGUGAGUUCAACACCCCUAAGGAUGGAAAUCUUUUGUUAGAGGAAAAUCAAUUCCAUUGGCGGUAUGCAAAUGGACUACUUGCAAUCAUUUUAUCUUUUGGACUACUUAUCACUGCCACGAUGAGCAGAAAAGCAAGAACAUGGAAAUAUGGAUCAGGGUGGCUACGAGGUUUCAUUGCAGAUUAUGGGGUUCCAAUGAUGUUAGUGAUUUGGACUGGACUAUCUUAUACUCUACCAGGAAAAAUUCCAUCUGCAGUUCCUAGAAGGCUAGUUUGUCCACUUCCAUGGGAAUCUACUUACCACUGGACAGUAGUAAAGGAUAUGGGGAAGGUACCCUUGGGAUAUAUCUUUGGGGCAUUUAUUCCAGCUGUGAUGAUAGCAGGUUUAUACUUUUUUGAUCAUAGUGUAGCUUCUAAGAUGGCUCAACAGAAGGAAUUUAAUCUUCAAAAACCAUCUGCCUACCACUAUGAUAUUUUACUACUUGGUAUAAUGACUCUGAUUUGCGGUAUCCUUGGCCUUCCUCCAUCAAAUGGAGUUCUUCCUCAAUCCCCCAUGCAUACAAAGAGUUUGACAGUUCUUAGGAAGCAGUUGAUCCGAAAGAAGGUGGUAAAAAGUGUCAAGCAACAAGGAAGCAACUCUGAAUUAUAUGGAAAGAUGCAAGUUGUGUUUGUAGAAAUGGAUACAACACCAACAACAAAAGAGUUGGAGAAUUUGAAGGAGGCUGUAAUGAAAUCUAAUGAAAAGAAUGCUGCAAAGGAAAAUUUUGAUCCUGAUAAACAUAUAGAUGCCUAUCUACCUGUACGAGUUAAUGAGCAAAGAAUGAGCAACUUAUUACAGUCUCUUUUGAUUGGCCUAUCAAUUUUUUCCGUUAAUAUCAUCAAAAUGAUACCCACUUCAGUUCUAUGGGGAUAUUUUGCAUACAUGGCAAUUGAUAGUCUCCCAGGGAAUCAAUUUUGGGAAAGGAUAUCGCUUCUGUUCAUCCCACCAAGUCGACGCUAUAAGAUAUUGGAAGGUUAUCAUGCCUCGUUUGUGGAGUCAGUACCAUUCAAGACCAUAGCUGUAUUCACAAUAUUACAGUUUGUGUAUUUCCUAAUCUGUUUUGGAGUGACAUGGAUACCUGUAGGAGGAAUACUUUUUCCAUUACCAUUUUUCCUUCUCAUAACUAUAAGAGAGCAUUUGCUUCCAAAGAUAUUCAAACCUAAUCAUCUUCAAGAACUAGAUGCAUCUGGGUACGAGGAAAUUGUUGGUGCUCCACAUAUUACACAUAAUAUACCACCAAGGGAAAAAGAGUCAAAUGACCCUGACAGUGAUGAUAUGAGCUCAGAAGAUUAUUAUGAUGCAGAGAUAUUGGAUAAGAUGACCACAAAUAGGGGAGAAUUGAAGCUUAGAACUGUAAGCCGAAAUAAUAGUAAAAGCUUCAGCUACAGCUCCAGUGAAGACAUGCAACAUUAGGUAAAGGACUGAGAUACAUAUAGGGCAUAUCCAUGUGAGAACUCUUCUUAUUAUGAAUAGUCAGAACUACAAAUCCAUACCGUCCAACCAUAUAUAAAUUAUCAAAAUUAUAAGUUCCACUAAAAAAUGUUGUGCUUUCUUUUUAAAAAUCUUAACAUUCAAAUAUGAUCUAGCAGUCUAUAUUCAUAGUUUCAUUUCUGACAAUAAGAAGAGUUUUCUCAUUUGAUAUGCUCCCUAUAUAUAUAUUCAUAGUCUCUCUCCAUUGGCCUUUUGUUAGCAUGUAGAAAUGAAUAUCAGUAUGAUCUUGAAUGCAAUGCUUAAGAUCAUUGUAAAGUCAGACUCAAUGGGGGAAGAAGAUGGAUGCAACCGGGGAAGAAAUAAUUUGAACUCUGACUAAUUAGCCUCAAUAUUAUUAGGAAAAAUAUCUUGUUAAGUUUAAGGUCCAUUUCCCUUCAUUAGUUGACUAUGUUCUGAAAAAAGAGUCAGGAGGGAGUGAAGGAGAGAUUAAUAACAUUUGUGAAAGAAAAGGGGAGGAGAAAGGAAAUGAAAAAAAAAAUCCAAAAAAACUAUACUUGUUUGUAUGUAGUGCUCUCUCUUCCUCUCUCUCUUUAACACUUGUACAUUGGAUAUUGAUAGGAAUUUGUAACAACAUUUUGUGAGCCAAGGAAUUAGAUAUAUAAUAUAAACUGGCCUGAGUGCUACGCUACAUUGUUUUGUUUGUAGCAUGGCACUAUAACUCAA
Molecule: messenger RNA, 2936 nt
Organism: Glycine soja
Lineage: Eukaryota; Viridiplantae; Streptophyta; Magnoliopsida; Fabales; Fabaceae
Product: probable boron transporter 6
Exons: 13
Coding region: 204-2195 (663 amino acids)
Biological process (GO): transmembrane transport; monoatomic ion homeostasis; monoatomic anion transport
Cellular component (GO): plasma membrane
Molecular function (GO): solute:inorganic anion antiporter activity
Source: RefSeq, a predicted model, not a curated record